Messenger RNA from Empidonax traillii (willow flycatcher), 1927 nucleotides. RefSeq names its product RALY heterogeneous nuclear ribonucleoprotein (gene RALY). Lineage: Eukaryota; Metazoa; Chordata; Aves; Passeriformes; Tyrannidae. Bases 99 to 941 code for a protein of 280 amino acids. The transcript is spliced from 9 exons. Gene Ontology annotation, cellular component: nucleus. Gene Ontology annotation, molecular function: RNA binding. The record is from RefSeq and is a predicted model, not a curated record.
GGUGAGGCUGAGACCGCCGAGGGGUUGUGCGCCUGCUCCCGCAGCGCCGACGGGAGGACUGACAAACCCCAAGUGCCCAGCCAGCCCCGGCGUCCAAGAUGUCCCUGAAGGUGCAGACGAGCAACAUCACGAACAAGAAUGACCCCAAGUCCAUCAACUCGCGGGUGUUCAUCGGCAACCUCAACACGGCCGUGGUGAAGAAGUCGGACGUGGAGACCAUCUUCUCCAAGUACGGGCGGGUGGUGGGCUGCUCCGUGCACAAGGGCUACGCCUUCGUGCAGUACUCCAACGAGAGGCACGCGCGCGCCGCCGUGCUGGGCGAGAACGGCCGCGUGCUGGCCGGACAGACCCUGGAUAUCAACAUGGCUGGGGAACCCAAACCCAACAGACCCAAAGGGCUCAAGAGAGCAGCCUCUGCCUUGUACAGUGGCUACGACUUUGACUACGACUAUUACAGAGACGACUUCUACGACAGGCUCUUCGAGUACCGGGGCAGAGUGUCCCCCGUGCCCAGGGUGGUCCCCGUGAAGAGGCCCCGGGUCACCAUCCCCCUGGUGCGGCGCGUGAAGGCCUCGCUGCCCGUCAAGCUCUUCGCCAGGUCGGCCGCCAUCGCCAACAGCUCAGCCAAGCUCAAGUUGAAGAGCAGCGAGCUGCAAACAAUCAAAACUGAGCUGACGCAGAUCAAGUCCAACAUUGAUGCUCUGCUGGGCCGGCUGGAGCAGAUUGCAGAGGAACAGAAGCUGUCUGCAGAGGUUCGGAAGAAGGCUGAGAGCAGCAAAAGUGAAGUGUCCCAGGAGGACACGGCGUCGGAGGCCGAGGCCAACACGGAGGAGCCGCUCAACGGGGACGAGGGGGAGGAGGAGGGUCUUGCACGGGAUGAGUGUGAAGAUGAACUGGAGAACAGCCAUUACACAGAUGUGGAGGAUGCCAGACUACAGUAACCAGGACAGUGAUGUCCCUUCCCCCUUCUCCCCUCGCAGCCCUCUCAGAACAGCAGUGAGCAACUGUGUGAGGAAAGCACGAGGCUAAACCCUGUCCUGGCACGUUGAGCAAGGCAAGCUGAAUGGGAGUGCUGCUGUCAUCUCUACCUGGCAUCCAAAAGGAGAAACAUGGCCCGACAUCUUCCAUCCAUCUGUAAAGCAAAGACAAGGAAAACUCAUCAUCCCAGCGAAUCCCCACUCCCCCUGCAAUGGAUUGGGAGCUCUGCAGCCAGAGGAGGCAGGAGCCAAACCUGCACAGCCCAGAGCCACCCCAGACUGGAGAACAGGAGAGUUGUGUCCCCAGGGAGUCCGAGGGGUUUUGCAGGAGAGCAGGGAAGGCUCAGCCCAGCCCAAUGCAGACGUUUUUCCCCGUGUGAGGUGAGAGCCAGAGCAUUUCCUGACUGAGGGAGAAGUACUGUCUCAGUGUGGAUGGUUUGUGUUCUUGCACUGGGGAUCCUGGUGAGGAGGAGGGUGUGGGGUGAGCUGUCCUCCAGAACAGUCCCCUCCUGUCACGGCUCUCUUGCCCCGUGAACCGCCGUGGGUCCACAGGCACUUCCAGGCGGGAAGGAGUUGGAGCUGGAGCUCGUGCUGUGCUCUGGAAGCUGCUUGAAGAGGGAAGGGGAGAAGAAGCUGCAGGAAAGCAGGUGAUCUCCAGCAGGAGGAACAAAGCAAACGUCACCUUCAGUGGUUUGGUGUCCUCAUGUGCCAUGUGAAGGCCGAGCGAGUCUCUGCAGAGUGAGGGGAGGGGGGGGUGUGGGUGAGACCCUUUGCUUGGACCAGCUGCUCCCUGGGAGGGAUGGAGAGCACCCACUCCUGCAGCCCGGUGCCAGAGACAUCAGCCCUUCCCCUGGGGAGCCCCCAGCUCCUCCUGCCCCAUCUCACACCGACCUGGCACAUCGCGAGAGCUCCAAUAGCUCCUGUUCCGUCCCAGCCCGAGGGGUCCGUGC